AUGGAAUUAGUUAAGAGCCAGCUUACAAUUCUUUUGACGAGAAUGAGCAAAAUAGAAGAUCAGGUAGAUAGUAAUAGAAAUGAAAUGCCAAGAACUGUAACAUCUAGAUCAACAACAUAUCCGGAAGUAACAAAACCGCAUGUAGCACAAAUAUCGAAUGAAGAAACAGUAGUAACAACAAACGAAUCAUCUGCUCAGUUGAAAAUUACAACUCGACAAAAUGCUAGGGCAACUAGUAAAAACCUCAAAGCACCGGCAUCAAAUUAUAAGCCAAAUUUGAAAACAGAUUUUAAUCGUGCAUUGAUUGUCUAUUUGAAAAAUCAUACAACUCUAAUAAAAUAUACAACACAAGAAUUAUUAACCAAGUUAGAGGCAGCCGCAGGACAUCUUCAAUUGAAGUGUAAGCCACAACUUUCUUAUAUUUAUCCAAAAGGGGGACUGGUCUAUCAAUUUCUAAAUAAAACGAUACAAGAAAAAUUAAUAGAAGAAUAUCGAAAUGAGAAUUGGAAAGCAGAUGCAUUUAAUGGCGAUUAUUCCGUUUACCAACCAGGAGCAUCAUCAUCUCAUUGCUUCGUAAUAAAAAAUGUUCCGACAAGUCUUGAUAUUGAUGAAGCUGAAUUUAUAGAAAAUAAUACUCACAUUGAUUUUGAAUUCAGUAUUGAAAACUCACCUUGGUUAAUUAAAAAGAACGUUUAUCGAAAGUCUCACACAACGACAGUUAAAGUAGAAGUUAUUGAUGAAAGAGUUAAGCAAAAAUUAUUAGAUUGUGAAUGUGCUAUUUAG
Didymodactylos carnosus is the source of this 783-nucleotide messenger RNA. The record is from the annotation of a GenBank genome assembly. Lineage: Eukaryota; Metazoa; Rotifera; Eurotatoria; Philodinida; Philodinidae.